Molecule: messenger RNA, 2502 nt
Organism: Mesorhabditis belari
Lineage: Eukaryota; Metazoa; Nematoda; Chromadorea; Rhabditida; Rhabditidae
Source: the annotation of a GenBank genome assembly
AUGAAAAUUUGGAUAUUUUCACUUUUUUCUGCUAUUCUCGCAUUCCCUACUGAAUUUCCGCCCGAUCCAGAGCUUGAGUUGGAUUUUCUAGGCAUUGCGAAACGUUGGGAUUACUAUGCGGAGGAACAUUUUGUGACAACCGAUGAUGGAUACAUUUUGAGGGUUCAUCGAAUUCCGAACAAACGCUUCCAAACGGGUGUCCCGAAUUGUCUCCGUCCAACGGUCUUUCUUCAACAUGGAAUGGAGGGAUCAUCCGCUUCAUGGAUUCUCAAUUUACCCGAUCAGAGUGCAGGAUUUGUCUUUGCCGAUGCUGGCUUUGAUGUUUGGAUUGGGAACUUUCGCGGAAAUGUGUAUGCGAAGAAUCACACCAAGUUGGAUCCAACGAGUCACGAGUUUUGGCAAUUCUCAUGGGAUCAGAUGGGCUCACAAGACCUCCCAGCAAUGCUAAAGUAUGUAAUUGGGCAAACGGGCGCUCAGCAACUCUACUACGUCGCUCACAGUAUGGGAACGAUGGCCGCUUUCGCCGAGUUCUCACACAAUCACGAUUUGGAGGCGCUUGUCCGCGAGUUCUACGCUCUUGGCCCGGUAGCUUCAGUGGCUCAUAUCAAAGGCUUGCUGGCAUGGAUGGCUGACCGAUAUCAACUCAUUCAAGACCUUCUCGAUGUUCUUGGAAUCGACCAAUUCUUGCCACCGAGCUUUUUAACGGAAAUCAUCGCCGAAGACGUUUGCGAAGAUGCGGAUACGUAUAAAGUGUGCGAUAAUUUAUUGUUCUUGAUCUCGGGAACAAGCCAGCAGCUUAAUGAGACUCGAGUCCCAGUCUAUUUAAAUCACAUGCCGGCGGCGGCUGAGAACCAAAAACACUAUGGACAGCCAGUUCCACCCGAGUACCACGUUGAGGACAUGACCCUUCCCGUUCAUCUCUAUUGGGGCUACAAUGAUACCCUGGCUGAUCCACAAGAUGUUCAGAUGGCCCCGCCAGCGAUCUACGGAGAACCAAAAAUCAUCUCAGCUGAUGGAAAUGUUACACUAGAGGUUGUUGUAACCGGAGCCGAUCCAGUAAAAACGAAAUGGCUUUUGGGUGACCGAGAAUUGGAAGAAAGCGACAAUUAUGUGUUCUCCCACUCCGAUGAGGGAGGAAACAGAAAGAAAUUGACCUGUUUGAUUAAGGAAUUCGACAAACCGUUGGCUGGUGAGUACAAAGCGAAAUUCUUCUCGGCUGAUGGAGAGAACAGUGCCGCUUUCACUGUCACUGUUGGAGAUGCCCCCGAAUUCCACGAUAAGCCUCAUAUUGUUCAAAGGGAUGGCGGAAACGUUAUUGUGAUCAAAGUCCGUGCAAAAUCUCAUCUCGAGAUGAAGGCUGAAUGGUUCAAGGAUGACAAGCCUGUUAAAUGUAACGAUCGAGUGAAAGCUGUUGUGAAGAAAGACGAUAAGGACAAGGACGGCUAUCAAUUCCUCUUGGAGAUCACGGGUCCAAUCAAAGAGGAUGAAGCCAAAUACAAAUGUGUCGUCAAGAAUUCCGAGGGUCAAAACCAGCAAACGUACAAUUGCGAAGCAGUAAACGUCACUUCAGAAGAAUGGGCCGCAAAAGGCAAAAAGGAUCCAAUUCUUGGCUCAAUUUUUCUCACCUACGGAAUCAUUGUCGAGCUCAUGUACGUUCCAUGUCUCAUGGUCAUCACUCGACCUCAAUACCUCAAGUUGUCAUGCUAUAAAAUUAUGGCCAUUCUCGGCGUCAUCGACAUGGCCGCGAUCGUUGUAAACUCGGUGUUGACCGGGAUUUUCAUGAUCGAAGGCGCUGUCUACUGCUCGCAUCCAGAUCUCAUUUACAUCAGUGGAGCGAUUGGAUUAGGGUUAUGGUGUUGUGCUUGCUUGUCCUGUCUUCUCCUGGUCGUCAAUCGUUUAGUCGACAUCUGGAAGCCGCAUCUCAUGGAUGGAAUCUUUGGAGGUCGUCGCACUUACUAUGUGAUGACAUUCCCGAUGAUUUAUGGCCUCUACUUCGUCUUUUUCACUCAACCAUUAUGCUUCAGUUCGUCGCAUGCGGCUUGGUUCUUUUCGCCGUUCAUUUAUGAGGAGAGUCGGGAUCCAGAGUACCUCAACUACCCACACACCGCCAAUAACUUGUUGAUUGUGGUGGCCACUUGCUGGCUGUACACCGGACUCUGCUACAUUCUCGCAAGCAAAUUCAAAACCGAUUACAGCUCCGGAAUGUCGUGGACACAGAAAUCGAUCUUCAUCCAAGCAACCCUCAUCUGUCUGGCUAAUCUCAUCGCUGCGCUGAUUUACGUCUACAUGCAGUUUUUCCCCACUCCGGACGUUUUUAUUCUCAUUGGUCAUAUCAAUUGGCAAUGGGGGCAUGGUUUCCCAGCAAUUGUCUACCUGGCUUUGAAUCGAACCAUUCAACGAGAGGUUGGUCACAUGUUGGGUCUUUACAAGAUCAACUGCUUGCGAACGACGAAGAUUCUCCCAAGCGCCUCGGCUCCCGAACACACCUCUUCUCUACAUAUC